This is a messenger RNA of Zeugodacus cucurbitae (melon fly), 816 nucleotides long. RefSeq lists its product as uncharacterized. NCBI's taxonomy places the organism in Eukaryota, Metazoa, Arthropoda, Insecta, Diptera, Tephritidae. Bases 1 to 816 code for a protein of 271 amino acids. The transcript has a single exon. The record is from RefSeq and is a predicted model, not a curated record.
AUGUGUCUCGACGAAAGUCAACUGGUUUCGGAAGGAGGGAACAUCCUGGAAAAUGUUACGACACAACAUUUUGCACCACGAUUGCCGCUGCCUCAGAUGCGAGAGGAUAACAUCGAGGCGUAUUUUUACUCGUUAAAUUUUUGGUUCGAUGCAACGGGCAUCAUGGCGGACGUGACCAAAUUUAACAUUGUUUUGGCAAGCGUUCCUCCUCCAAAACUGAUGGAACUGCGCACCAUAAUCGAUGCUGCACCGCGUACCAAUAAGUACGGAUACAUUCGAACAAAAUUACUCGAAAAUUUCACCGAAAGCCAGCAGCGACGCCUGCAACGUGUACUUCGCGAGAUGCCUCUGGGUGAACGGCGCCCAAGCGACCUCUACAACGAAAUGAAGCGCGCCGCGGGAACCACGUUAAGUGAGAGCAUUCUCCACGAUUUAUGGAUCACACGAUUACCCACGUAUACACAAGCAGCAAUUAUAGCAACGAAUGUGUCAAUCGUCGAAAAGUUGAAGAUCGCCGAUUCCAUCACGGAAUCGAUCAAAUUGCGUCAAGGAGAAACCAGCGAGGUAUGUACCGUGCAGCAAUGUACCGAACAAGAUCUGAGAGCCGAAGUAGCAGCGCUCAGACAACGACUCGACCAACUACUCACCAAUCACGGAAAUCGUUCUCGGGCUAGAUCUAGGACCCCGGCAGGUAAUCGCGACUCGCACAACCCCUCCAACGAAACAUGCUGGUAUCACACCAAAUUUGGACGCAACGCUCGUAAAUGCAGACAGCCGUGCAUGGCUCAUCCGCAAUCAUCAACCGACGCAAAAUAG